GGCGUCGUCUCGCACCGACUGGACCCGGAGCCUCUGCGCUCGGGAAGAGUCCGGCGAGGGCUCCCGACGCGUGGUCAGGAUGUCGGGGCGCACGCGCGCUGCCAAGAUGCUCCCAGGCCCCUGCUCCGCCCUCCUGCUCUGGGGCCUCCUGGGGGCCGUCCACGCUCAGCAGCAGGAGGUCAUCAGCCCCAGCACCUCCGAGAGGAACAGCUGCCCAGAGAAGGCCGACUGCCCGAUCCACGUGUACUUCGUGCUGGACACGUCGGAGAGCAUCACCAUGCAGUCCCCCACCGACAGCCUGCUCUACCACAUGCAGCAGUUCGUGCUGCAGUUCAUCAGCCAGCUGCAGGACGAGCUCUACCUGGACCAGGUGGCCCUGAGCUGGCGCUACGGCGGCCUGCACUUCUCCGACCUGGUGGAGGUGUUCAGCCCGCCCGGCAGCGACCGGGCCUCCUUCACCAAGAGCCUGCAGGGCAUCAGCUCCUUCCGCCGCGGCACCUUCACCGACUGCAUGCUGGCUAACAUGACCCAGGAGGUCCGGCGGCACGUGGGCAAGGGGGUGGUCAACUUCGCGGUGAUCAUCACCGACGGCCACGUCACGGGCAGCCCGUGCGGGGGCAUCAAGCUGCAGGCGGAGCGGGCCCGCGAGGAGGGCAUCCGGCUCUUCGCGGUGCCGCCCAACCUGAAGCUGAACGAGCAGGGCCUGCGGGACAUCGCCAACACGCCGCACGAGCUCUACCGGAACAACUACGCCACCAUGCGGCCCGACUCCACCGAGAUCGACGAGGACACCAUCAACCGCAUCAUCAAGGUCAUGAAACAUGAAGCCUACGGAGAGUGCUACAAGGUGAGCUGUCUGGAGAUCCCCGGGCCCCCCGGCCCCAAGGGCUACCGCGGACAGAAGGGCGCCAAGGGCAACAUGGGUGAGCCCGGAGAGCCUGGACAGAAGGGGCGACAGGGAGAUCCAGGCAUCGAAGGCCCCAUUGGAUUCCCAGGACCCAAGGGUGUUCCUGGUUUCAAAGGAGAGAAGGGCGAGUUUGGAGCCGAAGGGCGGAAGGGCGCCCCCGGCCUGGCGGGCAAGAACGGGACGGAUGGACAGAAGGGCAAGUUGGGGCGCAUCGGACCUCCUGGCUGCAAGGGAGACGCCGGGGAUCGGGGCCCAGAUGGUUACGUGGGGGAAGCCGGCAGCCCUGGGGAGCCGGGAGAUCAAGGCUCCAAGGGGGACCCUGGCCGCCCGGGACGCAGAGGGCCCCCGGGGGAAAACGGGGCAAAAGGAAGCAAGGGCUACCAAGGCAACACCGGAGCCCCAGGAAGUCCCGGUCUGAAAGGAGCCAAGGGUGGGCCUGGGCCCCGAGGCCCCAAAGGCGAGCCCGGGCGCAGGGGAGACCCUGGAAUCAAGGGCAGCCCAGGCAGCGAUGGCCCCAAGGGCGAGAAGGGGGACCCUGGCCCUGAGGGGCCCCGGGGCCUGGCUGGAGAGGUUGGCAACAAAGGAGCCAAGGCAAACCGAGGUUUACCUGGACCCAGAGGUCCCCAAGGGACUGUUGGAGAGCCCGGGAAGCAGGGAUCUCGGGGAGACCCUGGGGAUGCUGGCCCCCGCGGAGACUCGGGACAGCCUGGCCCCAAGGGAGACCCCGGCAGGCCUGGCUUCAGCUACCCGGGACCCCGAGGAGCACCUGGAGAGAAGGGCGAGCCUGGCCCCCGCGGCCCCGAGGGGGGCAGAGGUGACUUUGGGUCCAAAGGAAAACCCGGGAGGAAAGGCCAGAAGGGCGAGCCUGCAGAUCCUGGUCCCCCUGGUGAGCCAGGCCCGCGGGGGCAGAGAGGAGCGCCAGGACCCGAGGGAGAGCCUGGCCCCCCAGGAGACCCCGGCCUCACGGAGUGCGACGUCAUGACCUACGUGAGGGAGACGUGCGGGUGCUGUGACUGUGAGAAGCGCUGUGGCGCUCUGGACGUGGUGUUCGUCAUCGACAGCUCCGAGAGCAUUGGCUACACCAACUUCACCCUGGAGAAGAACUUCGUCAUCAACGUGGUCAACAGGCUGGGGGCCAUCGCCAAGGACCCCAAGUCGGAGACGGGGACCCGCGUGGGCGUCGUGCAGUACAGCCACGAAGGCACCUUCGAGGCCAUCCAGCUGGACGACGAGCGCAUCGACUCACUGUCCAGCUUCAAGGAGGCCGUCAAGAACCUUGAGUGGAUCGCGGGCGGCACCUGGACGCCCUCAGCCCUCAAGUUCGCCUACAACCAGCUCAUCAAGGAGAGCCGGCGCCAGAAGACCCGCGUGUUCGCGGUGGUCAUCACAGAUGGCCGCCACGACCCCCGCGACGACGACCUCAACCUGCGGGCGCUGUGCAACCACGACGUGACGGUGACGGCCAUCGGCAUCGGGGACAUGUUCCACGAGAAGCACGAGAGCGAGAACCUAUACUCCAUCGCCUGCGACAAGCCGCAGCAGGUGCGCAACAUGACGCUUUUCUCCGACCUGGUGGCCGAGAAGUUCAUCGACGACAUGGAGGACGUGCUGUGCCCGGACCCCCAGAUCGUGUGCCCGGAACUUCCCUGCCAAACAGAUGGACCGCGGCCUGGCGGCGAGCCCCCGGUCACCUUCCUCCGCACGGAAGAGGGCCCGGAUGCCUCCUUCCCCAGGACCAUCCCCCUGAUCCAAAAGUUGCUAAACGCCACGGAGCUCACACAGGACCCAGCCGCCUACUCCAGGCUGGUGGCUGUGCUGGUCUACACCGCGGAGCGGGCCAAGUUCGCCACAGGAGGCGAACGGCAGGACUGGAUGGACCUGUUCAUUGACGCCUUUAAGCUGGUGCACAGGGACAUCGUGGGGGACCCCGAGACCGUGCUGGCGCUCUGCUGAGCCCACAGGGUGCGGCCCCCCAGCUGCAGGAGCUCCCAGGGGCUGCCUACCUUACACUGCGGGGCUGAAGACAGCAGGAAGCUGUUCUCUUGGUCUGGAGGCCGGAAGUCCAAAAGCAAGGUGUCCCAGGGCCGCACGCCCUCUGGGCCUCUAAGGGAGGCCCUUCCUGCCUCUCCAGCUCCCGUCUCUGCUCUGUGGACACCUGGCCUCUCCCCUUCCCCCCCGCCCCGCCCUGCCCCGGCCUCCCUCCUACAGGGACACUUGUGUGGCAUUUAGGGCUGGAUAAUCCAGGAGGGUCUCCCCAUUUCACGGGAAUUAUUAGUUGAAUUCCGUCUGCAAAGCCCUUUUGCCAUGUAAGGUCAUAGUCACAGGCUCCAGGAUUAGGACGUAGGCAUCUCUUCGGGGCCGUUAUUUAGCCGAAAAGAAAGAGGGAAGACCAGAGCCUCAUAAACGGCCCCAACUCCCGGAUUCACCUCUGGCCUCUGUGCCCAGGUCACCCCUUGUGCGCUUCUCUCGCCCCCCUGGUUGAUACAUCGAGAACCCCCCAAACCAGCAGUCCCUGCGUUUCUGACUCUGACCGCAGGGACUUAGAGGCCCAGGGGCACACAGGGAAUUCGCUGGGCAGCUCCAGCUCCAGCUCCAGCUCUGUGGGUUUAAGCCAAAGCUGCUCUUCAUCUGCACUGCCGUAUAAAUAAGCUCCUUUAAAAAAAAAAAAAAAUCUGCCAGAAACACUCGCUCAUCCACGGGUAGCCCAGUACUGCAGGUGACACACCCAAGAGUGUCCUUCAGGUGCUGUGAGCACAUCUCAUACAUUCUAUAAAAGCUGAAAAACAA
Messenger RNA from Lagenorhynchus albirostris (white-beaked dolphin), 3694 nucleotides. RefSeq names its product collagen type VI alpha 2 chain (gene COL6A2). The record is from RefSeq and is a predicted model, not a curated record. NCBI's taxonomy places the organism in Eukaryota, Metazoa, Chordata, Mammalia, Artiodactyla, Delphinidae. The transcript has 28 exons. The coding region runs from base 80 to 2860 and encodes 926 amino acids.